Messenger RNA from Temnothorax curvispinosus, 1972 nucleotides. It is a transcript of the gene Smyd3, whose product is annotated as histone-lysine N-methyltransferase SMYD3. Gene Ontology annotation, molecular function: protein binding. The coding region runs from base 567 to 1892 and encodes 441 amino acids. The record is from RefSeq and is a predicted model, not a curated record. The transcript is spliced from 6 exons. Gene Ontology annotation, cellular component: nucleus. Lineage: Eukaryota; Metazoa; Arthropoda; Insecta; Hymenoptera; Formicidae.
UAUUCUUCAAUUUCUAAUUUAAAACAUUUCACAUUUGAAUUAAUUUUUAAAAUAAUGAAUAUUUUUGACACGAAAUUCUUGGUUUUCAAUUUCUCAUUUAAGUCGUCCGAAUUAAUGUUUUAAAUAAUACAUAAUUCAACAUAAAAGACAAAAAACGAUAUUCAACAUAAAAAUAUUACUUAUGGGACGACCUAAUGGAAAAAAAUGUAAAAUUUGUAAAAAGUACAUUAAAAAGAUGGGAUGUACAAAUUGCUAGAAACAGCUGUUGAAUUAAAAAUCUGCAAAACUAAAUAUGCAUUUCUAUUUUUAUAGUAACUUUAUAAAACUUUAUAAAAAAUAAUUGUUAUAACCGUUAUAAUUUUUAUUUCAAUUAUGAAAUACUACGCCACGAAUGAUCUAUUGAAGAAAAAUGCAACAUGUUAAAAAUUUGAGGUUAUGAACAAUACCGGUGUUUCGCUCGUCGAGCAAAAGUUUGAGUUUAGGUUAGGUUAGAUUGCGCUUUAGAAUCUUCACGUUUACGAAAGACCGAAUGUUUCGUAAAUAUAAUUUACACCUGUGCUUGCAAAAUGAGUGGCGACAUAGUAAAAAAAGGAACAACAAUCUUUACCGGCAAGCCAUUCGUCUUUACUCUUAACUCGAAGCACAGGACUACUCGAUGUGACAAUUGUUUGAAGAGUGGGAAAUUGUUAAAGUGCUCGGGCUGUCAGUAUGUGUACUACUGCGACCGGAAUUGUCAGAAAGAAUCGUGGCCGAUACACAAGGCAGAGUGUGCACGUCUGAAGAAGGUAUCGCCGAAAGUGUUGCCAGAUGCAGCCAGACUUAUGGCGCGUAUAAUUUUCAAGCUCAAUCAAGGUGGAGCCGAUGAAGUGGGCUAUUACACUGAUAAAAACUUUAGGAAAUUCAAAGAUCUAAUGUCCCAUUAUUCGGACAUAAAAGUGGAUGCAAAGCGACAGGAGCAUUUCGUCAUGCUGUACGGAGUUUUACUCCAAUUUCUGGACGAGACACUCAUGCCCAACAUCGCGGAGCUGAUGGGUAUUUAUGGCAGGAUAUGCACUAACUGCUUCAAUAUCCUGGAUGUCAAUAUGAAUACCAUUGGAGCUGGCAUCUAUCUGGGAGCGUCUGUGAUGGAUCACAGUUGCAAACCUAACGCGGUCGCCGUUUUCGAAGGGACCACCAUCAUCGUCAGAACGCUGACGGAUCUUCCCUCUUUGGACUGGUCACAGGUAAGAAUCUCGUACGUCGAUUUACUUAAUUCUAAUAAGGACAGGCGCGAGGAGCUGCACAGUUCGUACUAUUUCUGGUGUGAUUGCGAAAGAUGUAAACAAGAGGAACCAAUGGCUGAAGCGGCCGCAUGUCCGAACUUAUCGUGCGACUCGCCGUGUUCGGUUGAAGCUGAUAAAUGCGAGAAGUGCGACACCAAGAUAUCUGUAGAAUUUAAGGAGACAUUUCGGGAAGUUGUCGACUUUACCGCUCAUCAUUUGGAAAAAAUGAAAACUAUGGCUUAUCUUGAUGUUAGUAAGAUAUGUUUGAAAAAGCAAAAGGGUGUAAUGCAUAAGUUUAAUAUACAGCAUGUCCGUACUCUAGAAAUGGCUCAUAUUGCGGCUAUGGAUCUGGAGUGUUGGGAAGAUGCGGAGUUUUAUGGCAAGGAACUCAUGCCAGGAUAUUUAUUGUAUUACGGGGAAGUACACCCUUUGACAGGGUUGCUAUAUCUCACGACGGGAAAGAUGCAGUUGCACUUGGGAAAACCGAAAGAAGCGCUCAAGGCGCUGAACAAAGCGAGCAUGGUGUUAAUGAUAACACAUGGUGAUAAGCACUCCUUGAUGAGGGAGGAAUUGAGACCUUUGCUCUAUCAAGCUGUUAUGGAGUCGAACAGUGAUACUCACGGCGCGUAGCAAUCUUAUAUUUUUGUAAUUUUUAGUAAUAAAUUAUUUUUUAAACGCGAGCUCAACGCAUUGCUCGAUGACCAGCUCAA